AUGCCUCAGGUGCCUUUGGGAAAUUCCACAACUGACCUCUCCGACUUGGAUCAUGACUGUCAAGAUGAAGAGGAUGCAAUCAAAAGCUUAGAGGGGUUUUACGAAGUCUUUAUGGGCCCAGAUAGACAUCCCAACCUUGAAGAACAGGUCAAAAAUGCCAAGUUCUGUGGCCGAGCACCUUAUACUGGAAAUUCCAAGCAUUCAGAGCGUCGCAGACAGCAGCAUUGGAGAGAGUUAGAGGGAGCAGCUGCCUCAUGCAAUCAUAGUGUAUUUCGGGCCUUUGAGCAAAAGGCCAGGCUCAAGCACAAGCACAUAGGUGUUGAUGGGCGACAGGGAGAUGUCCAGAUGGCCCAGGAAAAAACUCAUCAGUUCCAUGCUCACAAAUUUGAGGAGAAGUUACAGAGAAUCAUAAGCAGGAUGGACUUGUUAACUAUGGAGGAAUCAGAUGUAACAGAUAUCAGUGAUGAUGACAAGGACUUUUGUGCCAAAAAUAGGUCAAUCUGCACUUCGACAAAUGUCUCCGACAUGUCAGCAGAACCAGAGGCAGUUCCAGAAAGGCCUGACUAUAGUUCAGAUGAAGCCAUUGCAUCUGUUGAAGGCAUCCUGAUAGAAGAGGAACCCAAGGAAGAUGUGUUGGUCAUUGUGGCCAAGUUACUUAAACAUGCUGUGAAGGUCCACACGAAGAAGACCUUGAGGAAUAUUAUGAUGCUUACAGCCAUUAAAUACCGGCGACUCCCUGAGCACACAAAAUUUCAGAGGAUAGGUGCUGAGAGCCUUCUUGACAAUGAGGCUGUUGUUGCAGGGGUUCAACGCUAUCUUGCAGAACAAAACCUCGGAGCAAUAACUCUGCAUCUCCUCACAAAGCAUGUUAAUGAGGUCCUCAUCCCAGGCUUGACACUGGAGGCACAAGUUGGGAAGAACAGCAUUACUGAGAGGACAGUGCAAUGCUGGCUGUGGAAGCUUGGAUACCGAAAUGUGGAGUCAAGGAAGGGAGCAUACAUGGAUGGACAUGAAUGCUGUUGUGGGGACAACUCCGUGUACCGCAAAAAGUCGGAUUCUGCGGAAUUUGGCCACAAACACCCACUACAUACCCGCUGA
Messenger RNA from Cantharellus anzutake, 1098 nucleotides. RefSeq lists its product as uncharacterized. NCBI's taxonomy places the organism in Eukaryota, Fungi, Basidiomycota, Agaricomycetes, Cantharellales, Hydnaceae. The record is from RefSeq and is a predicted model, not a curated record. The transcript has 7 exons. The coding region runs from base 1 to 1098 and encodes 365 amino acids.